AUGUACAUCCCAGCAAAGCUGACAUUUCGCAAGAUGGUGACUUCAGAGGCCCCGUUACACCCUAAGACACCGUCAGUCGGCUUGGAAGCUGCGGGCCUUGUUGCCCUUGCCGAGCUGACAACUAUCCAGGAGAGGACUGCUUUAUCGGGGACAUCCUCCCUGCUGGACAUAUUUAUCUUGGCUCCCGGUCUCCAUGUACAGGAGAGAGCGGUUGAACUGAAUACGGGGGAGUAUCCAGCAUGCGCUGCUCUCACUACAGGUUAUGUCUUCCGCGUGGAGAAUCCUGCAACUGUGUUCUACCUGCAAAGAGUCGGACGAACCGGAAAGUUGACUACUCUCAACGUCACAAGGUUAAACAGCGCCGCAAAGUGGCACCACAGACUAAAAUCAGUCUUCAUCUCACCCUCCAAAACGAACAUUAUUCCGGUCGUGACCUACUUCAUGGCGGUCCUCUGGGGAAUCGCAGGCUUGCUCCUGCUCAUUUUAUCCGAAGAUUGGUGGGGAGUCGCCGUGGUGGGAAUCCUUAUGACAACACGCCUGAUCAAUUUUGUGGUGAUUAGAUGUCGAAGCGAGCUGACGUGGGCUGGGGCACCGGAGCCAGGUGAAGUGGGAGAUCUGUUUAUUCUGCUUAGCCAGGACCGUUGGAUUCGAAUACAAGGUCUUGUGGACGAUCUGAAAGCAGUGACCUCUGGGAAAUGGCUUCGGGAUCAAACGACGGUGGAAAGCUGGCUUACUGCCAUUGCCAAAGUCUGCGUGUACCUCGCCGCUGCAUUGGCUAGCAAUGUCACCCAGUUCGGCACGAUUAUUCUUCUCAGUCUAUUCAUUGGCUCAGCGGGCCUCCUGGGGCUGGCAAAUUCAGCGACCCAUGAGCUACACAUGCAUGGGCGCAUGGUCAGAGUGACCGGCGAGCGCAGGAGUUACGGCCGACGCCUGGAUCUUGCAAAGGAGUUGACUGAUGAAACAAAACGUGAUGACUGGGCCGUGCGCAUGGGACUCAUUGUCAAAGAUGAGCCAACAACUAACACGGUGAGAGUUGAAAUGUAG
Coccidioides posadasii C735 delta SOWgp is the source of this 1044-nucleotide messenger RNA. Lineage: Eukaryota; Fungi; Ascomycota; Eurotiomycetes; Onygenales; Onygenaceae. The record is from RefSeq and is a predicted model, not a curated record.